This is a messenger RNA of Nilaparvata lugens (brown planthopper), 3124 nucleotides long. Its product is annotated as CD63 antigen. Gene Ontology annotation, cellular component: membrane. The transcript is spliced from 5 exons. The coding region runs from base 326 to 1225 and encodes 299 amino acids. Lineage: Eukaryota; Metazoa; Arthropoda; Insecta; Hemiptera; Delphacidae. The record is from RefSeq and is a predicted model, not a curated record.
UGUAUACAGCGAAUGCUUGAUUGUGACAUUGCACUGUUUUUGAGCAGUAGAGAUGGUUUUAUGACUUCAUGAAGCAGCGUUAUUGUGCUCCAAUACAGUAUGGUCGUUUGAUUGUGCCGUGUUGGCUGUGUGAGUUAUUGACAGUUACACUUAUCUAUCGAGCUUCUCUCUUCACUUUAACGAGUACAACAACUGAUAACAGCUUAUAAUUGAGUUGCAGUUACGUGGUCGCAAAGGUAGAUUGUGUUGUGUUUUACUUCGCCCAAAAAUCUAGACUAUUCUGUUGUGAUUUUUCCAAGUAACAUAUUGUCACCUAUUCAGUAAAAUGAAGGGGAUGGAUUCCAAACCCUAUUCCACUCCAGGGAUGAGAUGCAUCAAAUACCUUCUCAUCCUGUUCAAUUUGAUGUUCAUGAUAACUGGACUUUGCAUAGUAAUUGUUGGUACUUCAAUCAAUGAGUUUUAUGCUGACUACGCACAUUUCCUUGAGGACCGCUUCUUCUCGCCUUCAGUGUGGCUCGUGGCACUUGGAAUGAUAAUAUUUUUCAUCGCUUUCCUCGGAUGUUUAGGAGCAUUGAAAGAGAGCACAUGCUUAGUCACUGUUUUCACAAUCAUUCUUGGGCUGAUUUUCUGCGUUGAAUUUUUCGUGGGCGUUUCUGGCUACAUAAUGCAGAAGAAGUUGGCUGGAAUGCUGGUGCACAGCAUGAACGAAACUAUGCACGAUUAUAAGACUGAUGCCAAUGCAAGAAUCACCAUCGACAGACUUCAAAAUGAGCUGCAGUGCUGUGGCAUAAUUAGGCCGGCGGACUGGGAAGGUGUCUUGUCGCCGGUGGAGAUGGACACCAUCCAGGUGCCAGAGUCGUGUUGCUCGCGAUUCCUGAGCGACAAGCGUUGCAUCGCCACCCAUAACCGCGGCUGUCUGCCCAAGUUGCAUUUCUUGAUCGGAGAGAGUACUCUGUUGUUAGUUGCCACAGCCAUCAGUAUUGCCUUCAUGCAGUUGGUGGGAGUUCUGUUCGCAUACUCGCUGGGCCGCAUGAUCCGCUUCCAGAAGCAGGAGAGAGAGCGUCGUAAGUGGGAGAUGCGCGAACGCCUCAUCAGCAGCUACACCAACAACGGACUGAAAGGAGGUGACGUCGGCCCAGUGCUCUACAUGACCGUUUCCGAGCCCCACAGGGGCCCCCCACCACCACCCGCUCCACCCCUACCCCCACACACCGACCAACAGUAAAACGAUUCGUGCCCAGUCACAGAAAAUUUAGCAUCUAUAGUAUAGAAAAGAUAUUCGCAAACCAAUGUAUGUCACAUUUUUGAACUGAAGUAUUCACACUUCAAAACAUGAUAGAUGUUAACUUUUCUCUAUGCUCCAGUUGAGUUGGUGAUUUGUACCAGGUUGCUCCAGAAUAUAUUGGAUUAUUUGAAUAUUUCAAUGAUAACCAACAAGUCAUUGAAAGAAGAGAUAUUCUUUUCUGAUUGUAUUGUUUGUUACUUCUCAUUAAUCAAAGAAAACCCCGCUAUAAACUGAGGAAAAGUGAACUGGUUCAGUACAUAAUCUGAUAGCUUGAUCCAAUCGAAUUUGUGCCAGUUUACUAAAUUUUCUUGUUGAAUUAUUUGAUAAUUCAAUUACAUAAACAGAGGAAAAGUGAAUUGAUUUAAACGUAGCUUGAUCCAAUCGACUUGGCAAUUUGUGCCAGGUUACUACAUUUCGUGUUGAAUUAUUAGAGAAAUCAAUUCCAUAGACAUCGGAAAAAUUAAUUGCUUUAAACGUAGCUUGAUCCAAUCGACUUGGCAAUUUGUGCCAGGUUACUACAUUUCGUGUUGAAUUAUUAGAGAAAUCAAUUCCAUAGACAUCGGAAAAAUUAAUUGCUUUAAACGUAGCAUGAUCCAAUCGACUUGGCAAUUUGUGUCAGGUUACUACAUUUCGUGUUGAAUUAUUUGAUAAUUCAAUUACAUAAACAGAGGAAAAGUGAAUUGAUUUAAACGUAGCUUGACCCAAUCGACUUGGUUAAUUUUUGCCAGUUUAAUCCAUUUGGUGUUGAAUAAUUUCAACAUUUUAAAGCACUUGAGCAGAUUUUUUCUAAACCAGGUUAUUCUAUUUGAGUUGGAUUAUUUGAAAAUUGAAUUUCCUGUUCAUUAUCAACAAGUAUUGAAUAAUAAUCAGCAUGCCAUAAAGUAUAGAGAUAUCAAUUUCAAGUUAUAUUGUUUGUUUUUACAUUAAUGUAAGAAAUUACAUCUGAAGAUAACUAAAUAUUAAUAGGAAUAUUAACACGAAAGAUAACGAUUGCCACUGCGAAGUUAUGAACAUUUAUUCGAUAAAAUAUAAAUUUUUAAUUCAUAUUGUUUGUUUUACUCCAGGUAUAACAAAUUCUAGUUUGUGUUGGAUUAUUUGAAAAUUAUAAUAUUUGUACAUCUUUUUGUUGGGGUGUCCCUUACGGGAAAUUAAUUAUUUGUAAUUGAAAUGUGAUGUCCAAUGAUCAUCAGCAUCCUAAGAAGUCAGUAUUGAAUAAUAAUUAACAUGCCAUCAAAUAUAAGUAGUAUGAAAUAUUCAUUUACUUGUCAAAAAGUAUUGGGUGGAUAUAGAUAUCUAUUGCACAAGAUAUGAACUUAUACUAUCAAGUUUUGAAAUAUUUAUUUUAAUUCGUUUCGUUUAACACUAAAUUUAUGUGUUUUACUCAUAAAAAAUAUGGAGGAUAGAAACUAAUUGCACCCACUUUUAGGCUACGACAGUACUUGUCAAAUAAUAUUUAAUAGAAAUUAAAAAUUACUGCACCAAGUAUAAAGGCAAGUCAUAAAGUCAUUAAUUUGUUGUUCACCAAUUUUUCAAGAUUGUGGAUGCUAGAAAUAACAAGACUUGGUUAUUUAUGGAUUUUGCUUUUUAUUCUUAGAUCAUUUACGUUAGUUUUAGCAAAUAACUUGAUUAUUUUACAUACUAAUUAAUUUAUUUUAAAAUAUUGUCAAGUAUUUAUCUUCGUUUCAAUUUUGUAAGAUAAGGGGUGAAUUAUUAUGAUUUUUCUUUUUACUUUAGAUUAGUUUAAUAAUUUGUUCGUUCACUAUAUUGUUAAAUUUUGUGUUGAUUUACUAUGAAGAAAAUAUAUAAUAAUACAAUAAAAAUAUAGAGUUUUUGCACUUA